AUGGAGGAGCCGCCCAGGGACAUCUUCAGGCUGAGCCAUGAUUGGCUGUCGGUACAGGAAGUGGUGGACUCCGUCAGCAGCAGCCGCUGUGGCGCCGUCUCUGUGUUUAUAGGCGCGACCCGGGAGGACCAGGCGGAGGGCAGGAAGGUGAUUGGUCUGCAGUACGAGGCGUACGAGGCCAUGGUCCAAUCGGAGCUGAGCCGGCUGGCGGGGGCCCUGAGGGCCCGCUGGCCCUCGCUGCUGCACGUCUGCAUCCACCACCGCCUGGGGUGGGUGAAGGUGGGCGAGGCCAGCGUCGUCAUGGCGAUCUCCUCUCCGCACCGCCAGGACGGCCAGGAGGCCAUCCAGCACGCCGUCACCCAGCUCAAGGCCAGCGCCCCCAUCUGGAAGAAGGAGGUCUACGACACCCACCAGUCGUCCUGGAAGGAGAACUCAGAGUGCAGCUGGUCGCAGGGGGAGGAGCUUCUGACUGACCCCUGACUGACUUCUGACCCCAGAGGAACAACUGGUUAAUUCGAACUGCAUAGUUAAAGUAAAAGCAGCUCCUGCAGCUCAUUCCUGAUCUGGGUUUCUGGUUAGAGUGGCACUCUGUCCUCAUAGAGGAGCUUUGAUACACUCAGAGUGGUUUUGUCCUCAUUAAGUAUUCGCACUGGGCUCCAUAUAUGGUCGUGGCUUCCUGAUGUGUUCAAUAAAAACGCAAAUUCUCAUUU
Molecule: messenger RNA, 710 nt
Organism: Poeciliopsis prolifica (blackstripe livebearer)
Lineage: Eukaryota; Metazoa; Chordata; Actinopteri; Cyprinodontiformes; Poeciliidae
Product: molybdopterin synthase catalytic subunit-like
Exons: 4
Coding region: 1-480 (159 amino acids)
Biological process (GO): Mo-molybdopterin cofactor biosynthetic process
Cellular component (GO): cytosol
Molecular function (GO): molybdopterin synthase activity
Source: RefSeq, a predicted model, not a curated record